AUGAGAACUAGGGCUUGGAAAGACUUGAGCGAAAGGCGUGAAGAAAUUCGAGAGGAAAGAAACAAGUCAGACCGGUGGGAAAGAAAAUUCCAAGAAGUCCAAGCACGAAAUGAAGCCUUGGAGAAGAGCUUGUCAGAGAGUCAAAAAGAAAAAGGAAAACUAAAGGACAGAGUCGUUGAGUUAGAAGGGUCUCUCCGUCAACACAGAAGUCGAAAUUCUGUAAUAGAGCUGAAAGCAAGUCUGAGCAAGAUUGAAGAAAUGAAGGGUAAAAUAAAAGAGUUGGAAGCAGCAUUACAAAGUUGUGAGGGUCGGAUUAAGCAUCUAGAGGCAAAGGAAGGUCGUCAGAAUGAGCAGCUUCAUUAUUUCCAGGAUCAAGUCAGAAAUAGGGAUCACAUUAUGGGAGAAGCUGUUGUGCAGAUUCGUGAAGUGGCAGAUCACUUGCAAACUUUGGCGGUACAAGCUGACACGUUGAGCGUAAAGUACGAGCUAGAGUCAGAUCGAGGACAAGAGUUGGCAUCGUUGCUUAAAAGGAUUAAUGUCUUAAGUGUUAGGGCAAAGCCAUAUUUGUAA
Gossypium raimondii (Peruvian cotton) is the source of this 570-nucleotide messenger RNA. RefSeq names its product tropomyosin-2-like. The record is from RefSeq and is a predicted model, not a curated record. Lineage: Eukaryota; Viridiplantae; Streptophyta; Magnoliopsida; Malvales; Malvaceae. The transcript has a single exon. Bases 1 to 570 code for a protein of 189 amino acids.